UGCUGUGUUUAGUCGAGGAUGCUGCUUAGGAAAUGACAGCUGUGGAGAGGAAUCUACUAGAAAGGCCGUUUGAGGACAGGUUUUUAUCAGCACGAUCGUGUCCUAACAGUACAAAGGUCUACAGGCUGUCUUGACUGACUGACAGAUGCCUUCACCAUGAUGCUGAGCUGCAGCACGCUGGUCGUCGCCCUCUUGCUGUCCCAGGCCACAAGCUUCCUGAACCCCUCGGAGGACGACGGUGUCCCUGAAGAGUGGGUGCUGCUUCAUGUGGUUCAGGGCCACAUCGGGGCUGGAAACUAUAGCUACCUGCGCCUCAAUCACGAUGGGAGAAUCAUCUUGCACAUGCAAAGCCUCAAAGGAGACGCAGACCUGUACGUGUCGGAUAAAACCCUGCAUCCGAGCUUCGACACGUACAAGCUGCAGUCGGCCACGUGCGGCCAUGACGUGGUGGUGGUGCCGGGAGACUUCACGAGACCAGUGGGCAUCGGCAUUUAUGGCCACCCAUCUCAUCAAGAGAGCGAGUUUGAAAUGCGAGUUUUUUAUGAUCAGACGGUGCCUCAGGACCCGUUUGAUAAGGGCUCAUACUCUUCAGAAGAUGAACAUAAGGGAAAGAAAUCCACUCAGACAGCCGAGGACUUUGAGGAGGAAGAGUCAAUCAUUUGGACUAUACUGAUUGGUAUUUUGAAGAUUAUACUUGAGAUUCUAGUAUAAGAAGAGGUUCUUUUUUGCUGCUGUGACAGCAAGAGAGGAUUCUGUUCUUAGUUCAGCCAGCCUUUCAUUGUUAAAGGGUAAGAAUAUGCACCUAACCCUGAGGGAAUUCUUUCAUUUAAGCAAUUUGUCCUCAUAAUACAAAGGAGAUUCUAAAGCUUGAUGGAUCGCUUAAUUCACCAGUCAGCCCUGACCAAUCCAAGAAUGUUUCACAAAAUCAUAUGUUUGGUAAUAAGGAAGUAACCAUCACCCUGUUAGACUGACCAGGGUGUUGCUUUGCUUUGUUGUCCUCUCAAGAGAGAAUGAAAUGAUGUGAGGUAAAGCUCAGGGUCUGCAUUUGGAUGUUAUUGGCACCAGUUGAAACAAAAUUGCAAAAUGGGACUAUUUUUGAAGUCUAAAAAGAUGGAUCUGGAUUUUGAAGUUUCUCUAAAUGCAGCACUCACAUGUUCGUCACUGUAACCAUUCCUUGUCCUGUCAUGAAGUAGCCACAUAACUGUAAAGUAAUUACAUUGUAAAAGUUUGCUGUAAGAAUCUGCAGUCCACGUUCUGAGUAGAAACAUGUUUUAAAUUUCAGCUGAAGUUCAUUUUAGGCCAUUAGGCAACUUAUACUGCCACAGACUCUCCUCAGACAUGAACCCCUUUUCAGUUAACCUGACAGCAGUUCAAUGUAAACAAUCACACUGCUUAGUUUUCAGUAAAUCGCAACAGCAGACGUAGUUACACUGCUGUGUUUGAAUCAAUGCCCACACAAGGUUACGGUGUACUGAUACAGCACAGCUUUAGAAGACCAUCAGACCUUUAUGAUUUAUUUUUGAGUUGUCUGCUCAAAAAAGAACUACAGCACAUGAACUAAGUUUAAAAAGAGAGCUGGAGAGAAGUUCAAACGCUGCCUCUGCACCCCUGGCCCAUCACCAUGUCAAACUAGGCACGGUUGUCUUUGGUGUUGCGGUUUGGGAAGUUACAAACAUGGUGGAAUGCAGCCUCCCUGAUUCAGCUGACAGAGAAAGAGAUCAGACACACUAAGCAAUAUUCUAAUUGUUGUGUAAUAGUGAUGCUGCUCUGCUGGUUUUUCCACAUUGGACUGUGCAGACCUUGUGGAAGGAGUCUGAGCUAAGCCAACUCAUCAGCACAUUGCAGUUCACAUCUUGACAUUGGCUUCUGUCUAUUUACAAUUUGUAGAAUCUCCUGUGAUCAAAUCUGUUUUGCUUAGAACUUCAUUUUUUGUAGUAAAUCUUGUAACUCGGGGUGAGGGCUCGUAUGUUACCCAGCAGAUGUUUGCAGUUUGGUCUCAGUCUUUAUUUACAUUCCUUAUGUAUCAGCUGAUUUAUUACUCAAGCAAUAGUGGCUGUUCUCACUCAGGCCAGUACAGAUUGGAUUAAUAACAAUUUUGUAGUCUGGGCACAAUCGUACUCUGCUCGAAACAUAGAGGACACUGGUGUAAAACUAUUGCAGCACAUCCCAUAAACCGUAGUGUUGAAUUAACAGGCAGUAACCUUUUCAAGAUUACAAUAAAUGAUGAAAGAAAUUCUUAAGGAGGCAUUUAAAUGUAAUGUAAUGUCAAAAGUACGUUUAAAUCUUUGUGCAAUUCGGCUGUUGUCAGUUUGACUUGAUCUGCUCUCAGUUUGUAACUUACUUGAUGUGUAGUUUUUGUGCUGAUGCUAUGAGAUCAGCCGUCAUCUGGACGUGGUGGGACUCCUCCCAACAGUGGACUCUUUCUCUCAGAGAUUUUUUCAUGCACUGACAAAUUAUGAAACAAAGUAGUUACAAGGAUUGAAACCUAAAACACUGUAUUUCAACUGUAUGCUUCUAUAUUGUAACAAGUUUUCCUGCCAGCUGGUAUAAUUCAAAUCCUGGCCGCAGUGAAGGAGGCAAAUAUAAAAGCUGGUUUUCCUUCAGGUGAAAAGAAACUUGGUUUAGGGCUUGAUUUGAGGCAUGCAGAGGCCUGCAGCCAAACUGUGGUUUAUCUUUGAGCUACAAUGGACAGACACAUCCAGCUGUAUGCCAGCAUUAAGACACACACAUUAAAAGCUUCAGCUGAACUUGACAUUUUUUUCACAGAACGAAGACUGCACCUGCUUAUCUUUGACAGUGUAUUCACGCUUUGAGGUAACGGCUGGUUGAAGAAAGGUCACAGUGAUGACAAACUUUCAACAUUCACAUGUUGUGUUAUUAAUGGAUUAGGACAGACUUAAAAAUCUGAACCUGUCAAACUUUUCACAAACCUUCAAACAGGUUACUGAUGUGGCUGAGUCUCUCCUCAACCUGUGAAUGAAUGACACCACCUGUCUGUCUUAACACUGCUAUCCACACUAUAUGGGAUCUGUGUGGGUCUAAAUGUCCAAACUGAGCAAUACAGUUAUUGUUGGUGGUUUUGAGAUAUGAGGUCCCGACAGGGUGGGUUUAUUGUUGGAUAUAAAGGAAGACCUGAACGGUUUCAAAAGUACAAGGAUGAUUUUCACCAAAGCAGACUGUCAAUUUUUAUUUUUUUCAUUUGCGCUUUCUUUAAUUUCGACUCCAAAUGGAUACAUCCGGUUUGUUAAAAGAUUGCUAACAAGCGGUUAGCCUGAGUAGCAACAUUUUGUUGGAUUUGUUCUUGCCUGUUGGACAAGCUCCUGAUUUCAACAUCACCUCCAGCGCUGGAGUUCAGUUAUGAGUAAACUUGUUACCACUGAGCAGAAAUGUUCAACAGUGCCUUCAGAUCAGUCCUCGGAACAGCCAAGCAGCUUUCCUGUUUCUAGAGACGAUUUAUUCAGGUUUCCAAAUAAAGCAAAAUAUUGUUUUGCA
Messenger RNA from Amphiprion ocellaris (clown anemonefish), 3492 nucleotides. It is a transcript of the gene c4h6orf120, whose product is annotated as chromosome 4 C6orf120 homolog. The record is from RefSeq and is a predicted model, not a curated record. The coding region runs from base 157 to 711 and encodes 184 amino acids. Lineage: Eukaryota; Metazoa; Chordata; Actinopteri; Pomacentridae. The transcript has 3 exons.